AUGAAUUGGGCGGCGGUCGCCUUAGGCGCCCCCCCGCCGGCGGCUCGCCGUGUCGAUAUUCCGGCAGAUAUGGACGCGUCCCCUGCCACUGUUCCGGAGACCAUGCAGAUUGAUAGUGGUUCCGUAAUGUUAAACGCGGUAGCCUUAACAGAGACAGACGCGCGUGCCACAACACCCGUCACAGGACCCGAACCCGCCCCGGCCGUUGCCGCCCUAGCGGCCGUAGAACCAUUACUUGAACUGGUCUCUGAAACGACACCCACCCCCACGGUCAGUCACAGUGUGGUGGCGGUAGAUCAAUCUGUGUCUUUAGAGAACGUGGACCGUGCAGUUUUUGUCCCGCCCGCUCAGGUGACGGAAGUGUCGCGUGUCGUCACGGCAAGCCGUGCACACGUGGACACUGCCCCCCCUCUCGACAGACAAGACUCGUCUUCUUCUGUCGGUGCGUCGGUUCGGUCGCGUAGUGACCCCGACAACGAUAGGCGCGACAGAAGUAGAAGUUCCUCGACCGAUUCUAGACGGUCGUCCACGAGACGGGAGCGUAGUCCGUCACCUGUUAGGAGGCCGCUAUCUCAAGGGAAGCCAAAACGGCAGCGGCGUAAGGGGGGGCAGCGCGGAAGCGCGGAGGUUCGGCCCGGCGCGGCCGCUCACGUGACCCGGUCAGCUGUAGGCGCGAGAGCGGACGGCAGCGGUGCUGGUGGCGGCCAGGCUGCGGGCUCGGAAGCGCACAGGGCCGAAGUGGUCCGGCAUCUGCAAUCGGUCAUCCACCAAUCGGACGCGCUCCCUCCCAGUGAAUCGGUUCCACAACCUGCCGUGAAAGAUACGCCUCCGGUUACGAGCGUGCGCCCUGUUACACAGGACGCUGUAGUAGCGCAGUCUCGUAGCGACUUGUCCACGAUGUCUGUCGCGGGGGCGUCCCCACCUGUUACCCGACCGGGGGCGUGGGGUGAUGAGCCGCCUGAUGAUUAA
Schistocerca cancellata (South American locust) is the source of this 969-nucleotide messenger RNA. Its product is annotated as translation initiation factor IF-2-like. Lineage: Eukaryota; Metazoa; Arthropoda; Insecta; Orthoptera; Acrididae. The transcript has a single exon. The record is from RefSeq and is a predicted model, not a curated record. Bases 1 to 969 code for a protein of 322 amino acids.